AUGCGUCGGUGGUUACAGCCCUCGCAGGAGCUGCUGGCGGAGGUACCCGGGGACUCUUCUUACUGGGAGAUCUCCUCAAAUCUCCCGAUCUCUGCGCUCGAGUGCUGGCCCACCUCUGCAUCGGUUGGAUCGUCCGCGGGGACGGCCCAGGAAUUUUCCACCGGGAAAGGUCAGGAGGGCGCUCUAGAUGCGGAUGCCAGGGAGUACUGCUUGCAGGCCUUGGCACCUUUGUCGGCCGAGCUGGACGCAGAGGAGGUGAGAGCCAUACGAAAAGCCUUGGAGACAGGUUCCAAGGACAAGUCCACCGGAACGGUCAGCAAGACCAUCCAACAGGACGAACUCUUGGACUGCGAUCUCAUGAACUUCCUCGAAGGGAG
This is a messenger RNA of Cladocopium goreaui, 377 nucleotides long. The record is from the annotation of a GenBank genome assembly. Lineage: Eukaryota; Dinophyceae; Suessiales; Symbiodiniaceae.